AUGAAAGCGGACAACUUCAACCUCAAGUACGGCGCCCCUUUGUACCAACCGAAGAGUUCCAGUUCCAGGAGCCACUCGCAGAACCAACCGCAGGCCCACAUCGGCAACAUCGGCCAUCUGACAACGUCCUCGCUGCUGACGAGCGACGACCUGCGUCAUCUCGCCCAGCAGCGCUCCACAGGAUACUCCGACCGGGAGAGCAUCGCCAGCGUGAGCAGUGCGGGCGGCCGCAUUAAGCGUCGAUCGAGAAACUUCCCGAUGAAGUCCUCGAAGGGCGGCAUCAGCAAGAAGAGCAAGACCAUGGAUUACACCAACUACGCCUACAACGAGGCCGUGGGCCGUCUCAAGGUGAUGCUGGCGGACAACUCCUACGUGGCUCCCAAACUGGGUGGCGGGGUGUCCUCCUAUUUGCGCAACUUCAAUGAGGAUUCCGGGGACAACUUCUCUGAUAAUUUAUCGGCCAUUGAGCGUCCCGUCUUCUCGGACAUUUCCAAGUAUUUGUCGCCUAGCCAGAAGACACGGAUGACCUCGUAUCGCCCCAAGAAGAGCUACACUUCGGGGUAUCUCUCGGCUUCCAAGGAGAACCUGGCCUCACCAUCGGUCCACUAUCCGAGUACCUCCAUUCCGACUGCCCCUCUUCCAUCGGACAGUGUCUCGGCUCCCGUGGAGAUUUUUAGUUUUAUUGAAAAGCAGGAGGACUACAUUGAGCAGCUGGAGAAGGAGUCCAAGUACUGCCGCAGCGAGCUGACCAAUUUGCUAGGCAAAGUCAAGGACGUGAUUAACGAGAACGAGCAACUAACGGAGAAUGCACGAUCCGAGCUGGUGGCUCUUGGCUCAGGCAAGACUCAACAGCCGAUGGCCACCACCAGUCCUUCCUCGGACAGCGACGAGCAUUUGGUCUACGCCAGUGGCCGAAAGACCCCGACAACUCCCAGAAAAGGCGCUUCCAAGGGACAGGUGCAGAGUCCCCGCUACGCGAGUGCCCCCAACAUUGUUUACGAGGCCAGAAUCAGCGAACUGGAGGCUGAGUUGAUGCAAGCCAGCAUCGAUUUAAGACGUCUGCGCACCGAAAACGAGGAGCUCAAGCGGAAACUGGCGCACACCGAUCCCCUCUCCGCGGUGGCCACUUUGGGUUCUAGUGGGGGAUCCAACUGCGAUCUGCACCGCAAGCAGCUGGAGACUCUGCAGCAGGACAAGCUCAACCUCGAGGAGAGCGUGCGCCAGUUGCAACGGCUCUUGGAUGAGGCCAAAUCCCAUAGCCAGGGCAGCGCCUCCUCCAAGCGCUACAUCAACGAUCUGGUUCAAAUGGAGCGUUCCCAGGCGGAGUUGGAGGUGCGACACCUCCGCGACGAGUUAGACCGCCAGCACGAGCGCGUUCGGGAGCUGCAGCAUGAGAUGGCCCGUCGGUUGGCCGAGGAGCGGGCCAGCGCCGAGCGACGCUACAACAGCCAGGUGGAUCAGCUGGGCGGUGACCUCAGCUGCCAGUGGGAACAGGUGGCCAAGCUGCAGUUGGACCUGGAGCGUCAGAAGCGCUACGAGACCGAUCUCAAGCGGGAUAUAGCCAGUCGCAAUUCGCAAAUCGAGGAGCUCAAGAUGGAACUGAGGGCUAACAGGACGACCUUCCUGGCGGACAUGGCGCAAGUGAAUGCGGAGAAGCAGUCCCUGGAGCAGGACAUCACCUCGCUGCGUCUUCAGCUGGAUCGGGCUGCCAGGGAGACUAAGACAGAGGCGGCCCGCCUUACUGCUGAGAUAAACUCCCUUAGGCAGCGUCUUGAUCGCGGGGAUGCCGACUUGCUGCACUCCAAGAGGGAGGUUCUGCGGCUCAACGAUGAAAUAGCCAACUUGGAAAAGGAGCUGGCUUAUGGAGAGCUAAAGAACGAGAUACGACCCACCAAGAAGGACCUGGACAAGCGGAUCUCCGAAAUGCAGGAAAAGCAUGCGGGAACGGUAAAUGAGCUUGAGGAAAUGAUAACAUCUCAGAAGCAACUCAUGGAUAAACUGACGAGCGAGUGUAAGACCCUAACGGGCAAAUUAGAGGAUACGACCUACAAGCACAACCAGGAGAAGCAGCAGCUGCGUGCCACAAACGAGCAGCUGAUGUCGCGUCUCAGACAGAUCUGGGCCAAGUACAAGUCACAAUUGCCAGUGCACCAGGGAUCCCCAGAGCCUAGCUCUGAGGAGAUGCAGGAUGGGCACCCACUAGAUACUCCGACGCCGCUUACGACUACCAGGCAGCGACAUAUGGCACCACAAUCGAACCCAUACAAAGCACCCCACAACCACACAACAGCGCCGACGACGACUACACGGUUGGAUCUGGAUCAGGAGCAGGAUCAGGCGGCGGAGCAGGAUCCGGAGCGGGAACAGGUGUUGGCGCCGGAGCCAGUGCCUCAGCAGCUGCAACAGCUGCAGCCAGCAUUGCUGCGGGAGCAGCUGCAUCAGCUGCAGCGGCAACAGGCCGCAAGAGCAGCCUCAGCAACGGCAAGGGCCUGCUCUCCGACUAUGGACUCCACGAUAACGAUGACGAGAAUCUCAAGGACAACCUUGGCCUGGGCGAGAAGCAGCAACAGCAACAGCAGCAACAGCAAGAGCAGGAACGGCAACGGGAACGGGAGGAGCGAGACCGGGAGCUGCAGCAACUACGUGAGCAGCGGGAGAAGCGCGAAAGGGAGCGCGAACGGGAGCGGGAACGGGCCGAGCAGGCCGAGCAGCAGCAAGCGGAGCAGCAGCCAGCACCAUCAUUGGCCGAGAGCAGCAUCGCCAACGCCGGCAGCGCCAACCUGGCCGCCUACAACACCGACUACAGUGCCUACGACCAGCAGCAGUACGAGGCCGGGGCCUACGAUCCCAAUGCCUAUGCCCAGCAGCAGUACGAGGGCCAGCAAUAUGACUACGGCGAUGCCGGCGGAGGCUACGAUUACGGAGCAGCUGACUACGGGCAGUCUGGAUACCAGUAUGAUGCCUCGCCGGCAACCACCGCUGCCGUUCAGCCUCAGUCCCAGCCGCAGCAGUACCAGGCGCCAGUUGCUCCCCAGCGAGUGGCCACGGACUACAACAGAUCGCCACCGCCGCUGGCAGCGGCGACAGCGGGCAUCACGUCCCCGCCAGGCACAGCCGCAGGAUCAGCAGGAGGAGGAGCAGCAGCAUCAGGAUCAGGAGCUGGGUCGGGAGCCCCACCAUCAUCUGCCGGAGCGAGCCGACCACAACCGCGCCCGGGCAGUGGAGCUUUGGGGUCAGCAGCUGCUGCUGGAGCAGUCGCCGGCGGAAAAUCCGCUCUGCCACAACAGUCUGCCCCGACAGCCGCCGGCAAGAAGUAGCUGGAGUCCCGAUUGCGAGGACCUUCUGCCGCUGGAGUGCUCGAUCAGCAGUCCCAGCCUAAUGCGCUCCUCCAACGAUGAGACUUGCUCCGAGCUGGCCGAUCUCAGCGAGACCUAUCUGAUUCUGCCCGAAGAAGGCUCCGAGCAGAGCCUAUCACCGGCCCACACCACCAUCAUAACGGCGCGGAGGUCAAGUGCUCCGGCCGUGGUCCAGCAGGAGGAAGCGGUCAACGAAACGGUCAUCAUCGAGCGCCACUUAGAUGCCCACGGAUAGGGGUUAGCACCGAGUUCUCCAGCAAUCAGUUUCUUCAGUCAACAUACGUACUUCUACUCAUGUGUUCCAGGA
Messenger RNA from Drosophila kikkawai, 3663 nucleotides. RefSeq names its product serologically defined colon cancer antigen 8 homolog. Gene Ontology annotation, cellular component: centrosome; centriole. The record is from RefSeq and is a predicted model, not a curated record. Lineage: Eukaryota; Metazoa; Arthropoda; Insecta; Diptera; Drosophilidae. Gene Ontology annotation, biological process: establishment of cell polarity; centrosome cycle; neuron migration.